This is a messenger RNA of Cyprinodon tularosa, 3978 nucleotides long. RefSeq names its product N-ethylmaleimide-sensitive factor a (gene nsfa). The record is from RefSeq and is a predicted model, not a curated record. The coding region runs from base 182 to 2428 and encodes 748 amino acids. Gene Ontology annotation, molecular function: ATP hydrolysis activity; ATP binding. Gene Ontology annotation, cellular component: Golgi stack. Gene Ontology annotation, biological process: SNARE complex disassembly; Golgi to plasma membrane protein transport; intra-Golgi vesicle-mediated transport. NCBI's taxonomy places the organism in Eukaryota, Metazoa, Chordata, Actinopteri, Cyprinodontiformes, Cyprinodontidae. The transcript is spliced from 21 exons.
UGCUCAGACCAUCUCCUCCCUCCUGUUUCCAUUAGCACGCUUCCGCUUUAUCGACCAAUCAGAGUGCGAUGCGCAGCAGCUUAUAAAGAGAUCUGCCGUCGAUCUGUUCACCCCUCUGUCCCCGCCGUCCUAUGAAUCUCUGAGCCGAGCCGCAUCCCCCAAAUCUACCGCAACCGUUAAGAUGGCGACCCGGAGCAUGCAAGCUGCCCGAUGUCCGACAGAUGAGCUGUCGCUGACUAACUGUGCUGUCGUGAAUGAGAAGGAUCUGCAGUCAGGACAACAUGUGACGGUGAAAACUACACCAAACCACAAGUAUGUGUUUACAGUCAAGACCCAUCAUACUGUAGCGCCUGCAAACAUCGCCUUCAGCCUGCCACAGAGGAAAUGGGCUGGUCUAUCCAUUGGUCAAGAGGUGGAAGUGUCCAACUACAACUUUGACAAGUCCAAGCAGUGUAUUGGCGCCAUAACAAUCGAAAUUGACUUCCUGCAAAAGAAGAGCACCGACUCCUCUCCCUAUGACUCGGACAAGAUGGCCGCUGAGUUUAUCCAGCAAUUCAACAACCAAGCCUUCUCUGUCACCCAGCAGUUAGUUUUCAGUUUCUGCGACAAACUUUUUGGUGUGAUGGUGAAGGAUAUAGAGGCAAUGGACGCCAGCAUCCUGAAAGGGGAACCAGCUAUUGGAAAAAAGCCCCAAAAGAUCGACGUCGGUCUAAUGGUGGGAAACAGCCAGGUCAUUUUUGAAAAGGCAGAGAAUUCUUCUCUCACACUAGUUGGUAAGGCAAAGACCAAGGAGGCCCGGCAAACAAUCAUUAACCCUGACUGGAACUUUGAGAAAAUGGGAAUUGGAGGUCUGGACAAGGAGUUCUCUGCCAUUUUCCGCAGAGCUUUUGCUUCCAGGGUUUUCCCGCCUGAUAUUGUGGAGCAGAUGGGUUGUAAACACGUGAAGGGGAUCUUGCUGUUUGGGCCACCAGGAUGUGGAAAAACAUUGAUGGCCAGGCAGAUUGGCAAGAUGCUUAACGCCCGUGAGCCGAAGGUGGUCAACGGUCCAGAGAUCCUCAACAAGUACGUGGGAGAGUCUGAGGCCAACAUCCGCAAACUAUUUGCAGAUGCAGAGGAGGAGCAGAAGAGGCUUGGUGCUAACAGCGGCCUCCAUAUCAUCAUCUUUGAUGAGCUGGAUGCUAUCUGCAAGCAGAGAGGAACUGGUGCCAGCAGCACAGGCGUGCACGAUACGGUGGUCAACCAGCUUUUGUCAAAAAUCGAUGGCGUGGAGCAGCUUAACAACAUCCUGGUUAUUGGAAUGACCAACAGGCCUGAUCUCAUUGAUGAUGCUCUCAUGAGGCCUGGCAGGUUUGAGGUGAAGAUGGAAAUCGGUCUGCCUGAUGAGAAGGGACGUGUCCAGAUCCUAAACAUCCACACCAGUAAGAUGAAAAACUACAACCUACUGGCUUCAGAUGUUGACAUAAAGGAGCUGGCCGCUGAGACGAAGAACUACAGCGGCGCCGAGCUAGAGGGGCUUGUCAGGGCUGCGCAGUCCACCGCCAUGAACCGACAUAUCAAGGCCACAUCUACGGUUGAGGUGGACAUGGAGCGGGCAGAGAAGCUGCAGGUCACCAGAGCUGACUUUUUUGGAUCCCUCAACAAUGACAUCAAGCCUGCAUUCGGUACAAAUCAGGAAGACUAUUCCAGCUACGUCAUGAACGGCAUCAUCAAAUGGGGCGACCCCGUCAACCAUAUCCUGGAGGAUGGAGAGCUGCUCGUCCAGCAGACAAAGAACAGUGAUCGGACUCCUCUGGUGGCUGUACUGCUGGAGGGUCCACCUCACAGCGGAAAGACAGCCUUGGCAGCUAAGAUUGCUGAGGACUCUCAGUUCCCCUUCAUUAAGAUCUGCUCUCCUGACAAGAUGAUUGGAAGCUCAGAGAUCUCCAAAUGCCAGGCUAUCAAAAAGGUCUUUGAUGAUGCAUACAAGUCACAGCUUAGCUGUGUUAUGGUGGAUGAUAUCGAACGCCUGUUGGACUAUGUGCCUAUCGGCCCUCGUUUCUCCAACCUUGUGCUGCAGGCUUUGCUGGUGCUGCUUAAAAAGCCUCCACCCAAGGGCCGUAAGCUGCUCAUCAUCGGCACCACCAGCAGAAAGGAUGUUCUGCAAGAGAUGGAGAUGCUGGAUGCCUUCAGCACCACUAUCCACAUUCCCAACAUCUCCACUGGCGAGCAGUUAGUCGAUGCCUUAGAGCUGCUGGGAAGCUUCACUGAUAAAGAGCGAGCCAGCAUCGCUCAGCAGCUCAAGGGGAAACGGGUCUGGAUCGGCAUUAAGAAGCUUCUGGUGCUCAUUGAGAUGUCCCUUCAGAUGGAUCCAGAUUACAGAGUGAUUAAAUUCAUGACUCUGCUUAGAGAUGAGGGAGCGCUGCAUGACGGUGAUCAAAUCCGAAUUUAACCUGUCAGUCCCUCCUUACUGUAAUCGAAGUUUGUAAGAGUCGAGGGAGCAGUGGAAUUAAGGAGACUCAUUAUCUGCAAGACAUCAACAAGAACCAACAAGCUGGGAGAGGCGGAAAAAAAAACAGAUCCCCUGUUCUCUGUCGACCCAUUCAUCACCUGGUCUAUAAUAUAACUUGACAAACUUCUCUCAUCCACGGCAUGUUUCAUUGAGAAAAUGUCACUGUACCCUCUGCCUACUUCUAUCCAACAUUUCUAACAGCACUUAUAAACAUAUUGCAGUCAUCUAUUGGGAGUGUAAUGAUUGAAUCUGUUCUCUUUAAAGGAAUUGCAAUAGAAGACUGUGGAGAAAAAAAAAAGUUGUUUUGUGCAUUGUGCGUAACAUAUAUGAAAAGAGAAGCAGCGUUUUUAGCUCUACUAUCUGUUGUAUUUGUUGCAUAUUUCUUGUCCUGCUGAUGGUGGUUAUUGUGCAUCCUCACAAGCAGUAGAAACACAACAUUGUGCAUCCUCACAAGCAGUAGAAACACAACAAAGGCAGAAGUGACUUGAAUCCUUUUGCUGAGCAGGGGCAGUUCUAAACUAAGUUUAGUAGGGGGAAAAAACAAUGCAUGGUUUAGCGUUUGAAGUGAGCCACAAAGCUGAAUUUGCAGACUUCAGAUCUGACAGUUGAAAACUGUGAUUCUGUCAAUAAGGCUGAAACUCAAAGCUGACUGUGAUUUGUAGAUAAUUUAAAGUAAAUUUAAAGUGAAAUAUUAAAUUAUUCAAAGCAACAGAUCAGUUACAGUCUCUUCUGUCAGCAUAUAUCUUUAUAAGAAAUUAAUUUAGUAUUACACUGCAAAAAUAAAUAUAGUGUAAAUAAUAAAUAAGUGUAAAUUGAUGGUAAACAACAUGAUCUGCUAAGGUAAUGAGAAGUUUCCCCUACAAAAAUAAUACACUUAUCCACUUGAAAUAAGAUAACGGAGUUGCUUUUCUUGUUCUUACCAAUUGGCUGAAAUCAAGCAGAAAUACCUUCAUUAAAAAAAGACUUAUAUCUUAAUUUUUAUAGUGUAUCCUUUUAACACAGGAGCCAGGACCAGAUCUUGAUUGGGUGCUGGCCCCUGUUGGCCCCUAUCUAGAGCUCCCCAUGCUGCUCAGAUGUGAAAGCAAGAGAGGCUUUUAGUCAUUUAGUUGUUGCUGUACAGAAAAGCUGUUUCAUGUGUAAAUGUAAUCCCUUUAAAGAUACAGUAUGACAUUGUAAUGUAAAAAGUAUAUAUAUACAUAUAGAGACAAAGAAAAAUCAGUAUAUUAACAGAGAUGGAUAUUUCAUAGUUUGUCAGUAUCUUCUUCACUGAGAUGUUGAUUUGAGCAGAGAAUUGAUUUUGUGUUGUGUUAAAAACAAGUAAAGAAUUAUCGACUGUGUAUACGGUGGAGUUUAAUUCUUUGUUGGGAGUAUUAGGAAACCCAACGCUGCAUGUGUAUGGUGUGUGUGUGUGUUUGAAUGGUUAAUUCAAGUUUAUGCAAAUAGAAACAUGUGUGGGUGUGUAUGUAUUUAACUGUUUACCCGUAAAAAGA